GCAUGCUCGGCCAAAAUCAGCUCUCAUUCCCUCAGCAGACAUCUUGGAGUGAGGUGCUGCCUGUGUUUCUUUCUCCGCUCAAAAUGGCUGCCCUCGCUGAUUCUGUCCUCGAUGCGCUGGUGUACGAGCAUCUAUCGAAAAAAGACAAAACUUUCGCGGCUGUGUUCCAGAAAAAGUUCCAGUCGCCCGUACUGCCGAAGGGAGCGCCUAAGCUGGACGAAAUCGUCAAACACUACCAGUCGACAAAAAAGAAGCUCGUGGUAAACAGUCAACAGAAAGCCGAGGAAUCCGACUCGGACGAGGAGGAGGAAGAUUCCGACGAGGAAGAGGAUGAGGAAGAGACCCCUGCGCCAGUGAAAAAGCCGGCCACCAACGGCAAGGCAGCGGUAAACGGUAAGGCGGCUACAAAUGGUGCUGCCGCCAAAAAGCCCCAGCCGGAGGAAGAUGACGAUGAGGAGGAAGACUCCGACGAUGAUGAUGAGGAAGAGGACAGCGAUGAGGAGGAGGAGGAUGAGAAGCCGGCGGCCAAACCGGCAGCUAAGGCCAAUCCGGCAAAGGUGACUCCGGUGGUAAAGAAACCUCAGCAGGAGGAAGAGUCGGAUGAUGAGGACGACGAUGAGGAUGAGGAUGAUUCGGACGAGGAGGAGGAGGCUGCACCGAAGCCACAGCAGCAAAAGCCCGCGGCACAGCAAGCUGGUCAGAAGCGCAAGGCACAGGAAGAGGAAGAGGAGGAUGAGGACGACGAUGAUGAUGAGGAUGACGAUGAGGAGGAGGAGGAAGAAACGCCCAAGCCAGUGUUGCAGAAAGCAAACAACGCCGCCAAGCAUCAACAAAAGGACCAAAAGGCUAAUGGAAAACCAAUUGCCAAUGGUAAACCUACUGCGAAUGGAAAUGGAAAGAAAAUGGACGAAAGUGACUCCAGCGAGGAUGACAGUUCUGAGGAGGAAAGCAAACCCGCACCAAAACAGGCAGCGAAGACGCCGGUCAAAACGCCUGCAAAGGCAGCCACACCAGCUGCUGGUGCAAAGAAGGCAGCAGAGUCCUCGGACGAUAGCUCUGACGAUAGUUCUGAGGAGGAAUCCAAGCCGGCAGCAAAGAAGCCUGCACAAACGGCCACUCCAAAAGCAGCGGCUGCCGCUAAGACACCAGCCAAGGCAGCCACACCAGCUGCUGCUGUAAAGAAGGCGGCAGAAUCCUCGGACGAUAGCUCCGAUGAUAGCUCUGAGGAGGAAUCCAAGCCGGCAGCAAAGAAGCCAACACAAGCAGCCGCUGCCGCUAAGACACCAGCCAAGGCAGCCACACCAGCUGCUGCUGCAAAGAAGGCGGUAGAAUCCUCGGACGAUAGCUCCGAUGAUAGCUCUGAGGAGGAAUCCAAGCUGGCAGCAAAGAAGCCAACACAAGCAGCCGCUGCCGCUAAGACACCAGCCAAGGCAGCCACACCAGCUGCUGCUGUAAAGAAGGCGGCAGAAUCCUCGGACGAUAGCUCCGAUGAUAGCUCUGAGGAGGAAUCCAAGCCGGCAACAAAGAAGCCAACACAAGCAGCCGCUGCCGCUAAGACACCAGCCAAGGCAGCCACACCAGCUGCUGCUGUAAAGAAGGCGGCAGAGUCCUCGGACGAUAGCUCCGAUGAUAGCUCUGAGGAGGAAUCCAAGCCGGCAGCAAAGAAGCCGACACAAGCAGCCGCUGCCGCUAAGACACCAGCCAAGGCAGCCACACCAGCUGCUGCUGCAAAGAAGGCGGCAGAGUCUUCGGACGAUAGCUCUGACGAUAGCUCUGAGGAGGAUUCCAAGCCGGCAGCAAAGAAGCCUGCACAAGCAGCUGCUGCCGCUAAGACACCAGUGAAGGUAGCCACACCAGCUGCUGCUGCAAAGAAGGCGGCAGAAUCCUCGGAUGAUAGCUCUGAUGAUAGCUCUGAAGAGGAAUCCAAACCGGCAGCAAAGAAGCCAAUACAAGCGGCCACUCCAAAAGCAGCGGCUGCUGCUAAGACACCAGCCAAGGCAGCCACACCAGCUGCUGCUGCAAAGAAGACCGCAGAGUCAUCGGACGAUAGCUCUGACGAUAGCUCUGACGAAGACUCCAAGCCGGCAGCAAAGAAGUCAACAGUCGCUGCCACUCCAAAAGCAGCGGCUGCUGCUAAGACACCAGCCAAGGCAGCCACACCAGCUGUUGCUGCAAAGAAGGCGGCAGAAUCCUCGGACGAUAGUUCUGAUGAUAGUUCUGAAGAGGAAUGCAAGCCGGCAGCCAACAAAUCAGCCGUCGCUGCUACUCCAAAAGCAGCGAUGGUGAAGACACCAGCGAAGGCAGCUACUCCAGCUGCAGCGGCGAAGAAGGCAGCAGAGUCUUCAGACGAUAGCUCUGACGAUAGCUCUGAGGAGGAAGCAAAACCAGCGGCCAAGAAACCAGCUCUAGCUGCCACACCUAAAGCAGCAGCACCUGCAAAGGCUCCAGCUAAGGCGGCUACUCCAGCAGCAACUAAGAAGCAGCAGGAAGACUCCAGCAGUGAAGAUUCUUCCUCUGAAGAAGAGACCACCAAUAAACCUGUUGUUGCUGCUGUAAAAACAUCUGCCAAGGCAGCAGCCGCUGUUAAAACGCCUGCAAAGGCGGCAACACCAGCUGCGGCGGCAAAGAAAGCAGCAGAGUCUUCGGACGAUAGCUCGGACGAUAGUUCGGAGGAAGAAUCAACCGCUAAGAAGCCAGCACAAGCGGCAACGUCGAAAGCAGCAGCUCCUGCUAACAAGACCCCAGCAAAGGCGCCCGCAACCGCAGCAGCAAAGAAGGCCGACUCGUCGGACGAUAGCUCCGAUGAUAGCUCUGAGGAGGAAUCAAAGCCAACAGCAGUGAAGAAGCCUGCCCAGGCAGCCACACCGAAAGCGGCAGCACCCGCUAAGAAACAGCAGGAGGAAUCGAGCAGUGAAGAAGAUUCUUCCGAGGAAGAAACAACGGUGAAAAAGGCAGCUGUAGCGCCGACGAAUGGCGUUGCUGCUGCUAAAAGAAAAGCAGAAUCAUCCGAUGAUUCAGACAGUUCGGAGGAGGAAAAUGUAAAGCCGGCAGCAAAGAAGCCCGCUGUUGUAAGCGCAUCCACGCCGAAACCUGCUGCAAAACCAGCAAAGAAAGAAUCAUCGUCCUCAGAAUCCGAUUCAGACGAUGAAGAUGAUGAUGAUGAUAAACCGAUGGAAAAGUCGCAACAGUCGGCGAGCCAGGCGGGACAGAAACGAAAGCUGGAUAAUCAACAGCAGGCCGCAGAUCCGCCAGCGAAGAAACCGCCUAAUCCUUACAGCAAUUUCGUGAGGGCUAGCGACAAUCACGACGAACAGAGUAGCAAGCAGGAGUACGAUACGCCGCCAAAUAAGAAGACUUUUGCGAAUCAAAAUGGUAGCGCCAGCAGUGGUUUCGGCAGCGGACGCAAAUCGCAAAGCGGCGGCAGCAAAGAGAUCAAUCGAUUCCGACGCAUCAAGCCAGAGGAGAUAGAGAUUGACGAGCGGCUGAUGGAUAAUUCUUACGAAGCAAAGCGCAAUGCUGAAGGCGCAUACGGUGAACGGGCGAACAGGAUUUUAAAGUUCACGAAAGGCAAAUCGUUCCGCCACGAGAAGACGAAAAAGAAGCGAUCGGGAUAUCUCGGCGGUCUUAUCGAUAAAUCAGUUAAUUCUAUCAAGUUCCAGGACUAGAAGGAUGCUGCUACAGUGCGUUAGGAAUGUUAUUAUAAUAUUGCAGUAUGUAGUUACUAUUUUCUUAAGCUGAUUCGCUUUUGUGAAGCAUCGACUGCGCUGCAGAGUUUAAGGGAGAGUCGGUUUAUGUCCAAUCGUAUCUCGUCUAGUUUCGAUCCUGUCCCGUCAACAUUUGUUGUUUGUAAACGUUCAUUUAUCGUUUAGUUUCAGGUCAUAACCGUAAGCAUAUUGAGGAUGUCAAUAUUUAAUUGAUAUAUUGUUCGCUAUAUUUGGAUACACUAGUUCGUAAGCAUCCAUGUCAAGAGUAAAUGUGUACGCCUUUUAUUUCUAUUAAAUGGAUAUAUAUUUCCUCACACACUGAUAACCACAUGAAUUCUAUAUUACGUCUAUGGAAUGUGAACCUUUAUACUUGUGUUGUUAUACAGCAGUGAUUGCUGUAUUGAACGAUGAAAGUUUUGACAGAAAUUACACGUUUCAAGUAUUUCAAGACCUCUGAGAACAAUUGUAUUCAUAUAACAAAAUAAAGUAACUAACCAUAUUUACACCGAGAA
Molecule: messenger RNA, 4216 nt
Organism: Anopheles coluzzii
Lineage: Eukaryota; Metazoa; Arthropoda; Insecta; Diptera; Culicidae
Product: nucleolar protein dao-5-like
Exons: 5
Coding region: 3-3665 (1220 amino acids)
Cellular component (GO): nucleoplasm; nucleolus
Source: RefSeq, a predicted model, not a curated record